Molecule: messenger RNA, 1405 nt
Organism: Solanum tuberosum (potato)
Lineage: Eukaryota; Viridiplantae; Streptophyta; Magnoliopsida; Solanales; Solanaceae
Product: beta-1,4-mannosyl-glycoprotein 4-beta-N-acetylglucosaminyltransferase
Exons: 1
Coding region: 96-1217 (373 amino acids)
Biological process (GO): N-acetylglucosamine metabolic process
Cellular component (GO): membrane
Molecular function (GO): beta-1,4-mannosylglycoprotein 4-beta-N-acetylglucosaminyltransferase activity
Source: RefSeq, a predicted model, not a curated record
CGGAAUUCCUAAUUCAAAUCGAAAUAUACAAUGAUUCGGGUUUUUCCUAACUCAUCUGAAAAUGUGCAGACUAUAUAACUUUGAACCAUGAGAAGAUGUUAGGCAAACUUAUGCCGUGGUCUCGGAUGGCCCCAAGACAUUCUCGCCUUAUCUCCAGACGAUCUCAUGGAAAAGUGAUUUUUAUCGUGCUCUUGAUACUAGUACCGAUUUUGCUCUUUGGCAUUUACCUCCAUUUCCAUAAGAUCUCCUAUUUCUUCCGUCCACUUUGGGACAAACCUCCACCUCCAUUUGAGCAUUUGCCACAUUAUUAUGCUGAAAAUGUUUCUAUGGAUAAUCUUUGUCGCCUACAUGGAUGGACUCUACGUCCUGAACCACGUCGUGUAUUUGAUGGGAUCAUAUUCAGCAAUGAGCUAGACUUGCUUGAAGUAAGGUGGCGUGAGCUCUAUCCCUAUGUUACGAAAUUUGUCGUCUUGGAAGCCAACACUACUUUUACUGGACUUCCAAAGCCAUUGUACUUCUCUGAUCAUCGGGAACGAUUUGCAUUUGCUGAGGAUAAGAUUGUACAUGGUGUAUUUCCUGGCCGGAUUGCAUCCCUCGAGUUACAUGAAGAUCCGUUUAAACUAGAAGGACAACAACGCAUCGCAAUGAACAGGUUACUCCAUGCUGCUGGUAUCUUUGAAGAUGACCUUCUCAUUAUGUCAGAUACCGAUGAAAUCCCAAGCCACCACACUAUUAAACUUCUUCAGUGGUGUGAUGGUAUGCCUCCCGUGAUGCAUCUUGAACUUAGACAUUACAUGUACUCUUUCGAGUUCCCUGUGGACUAUAGUAGCUGGCGCGCCAGUGUUCACAUUUACAACAGGUGGACGAAAUAUAGACAUUCCCGCCAAACAGAUGUUAUACUUUCUGAUGCAGGAUGGCAUUGCAGCUUUUGCUUCCGGAAUCUGCAAGAUUUCGUAUUCAAAAUGACUGGUUACAGUCACGCAGACAGAGUUCGACGUACAAACUUCCUAAAGUACUCUAGGAUUCAGAAGCUAAUAUGUGAGGGAGCUGAUCUUUAUGACAUGUUACCUGAGGAGUAUUCUUUUCAAGAAUUGAUCAAGAAAAUGGGAUCAAUACCUCGAUCAGCAUCCGCGGUUCAUCUUCCAACACACGUCAUUGAAAACACAGAUAAGUUCCGAUUCCUUCUCCCAGGAGGUUGUCAGCGAUCACCACGAUGAUACUCACACGUUAACUUAUUCGUCUUGCUUCAUCUGCUAGUUUUAGACCUUAGUGUUGUUUUUCCACUCAAGUUUGCAGAUGUUUUAGCUGUAAUAAGUUGAGUUUUUUCCUUCUUUGUAAUGAGAAAAAUAGGUUCUCUUACCUUUUGAGUUUUGCCAAUAUAUGUGAUACACAUUUUACAUCAAAA